Exophiala viscosa is the source of this 750-nucleotide messenger RNA. Its product is annotated as U2 small nuclear ribonucleoprotein B'. Gene Ontology annotation, molecular function: U1 snRNA binding. Gene Ontology annotation, cellular component: U1 snRNP. The transcript is spliced from 2 exons. The record is from RefSeq and is a predicted model, not a curated record. Gene Ontology annotation, biological process: mRNA splicing, via spliceosome. NCBI's taxonomy places the organism in Eukaryota, Fungi, Ascomycota, Eurotiomycetes, Chaetothyriales, Herpotrichiellaceae. Bases 1 to 750 code for a protein of 249 amino acids.
AUGGCGACCGCUACCCAGAAUCCCCCAAGCUCGACCGUAUAUGUUAAAAACCUCGAAGAGCGGAUUAAGGUCGACCAGCUCAAAGAAGCCCUGUCCGAAAUCUUCUCCGAAUAUGGCACCAUCAUCGACAUAGUAGCCAAGAAGAACCUAAAAGCCAAAGGCCAGGCAUUCAUCGUUUUCGAAUCACCCGACGAUGCGGCCAAGGCGAUCGAAGAAGUCAACGAUUUCGAACUCUUCGAUAAGCCCAUGCAACUAGAUUUCGCCCGCUCGCGGUCCGACGCGACAGUACUGAAAGAAGAAGGCGACCAGGGUCUCGAGAAGUGGAAGCGAUCGCGACUCGCGGAGAAAGAGAGAAAACAAGCACUUGAAGCCACACAACAGAAAUUGAAGAGACCAGCACCUGCACAAGAGGCGGCCGGUCUGGGCGCGCGGCCUGCGAAGGCGGUCAAGGGCGCAGGACUCAAGGCAUCAGGCACGAAUGCAGCGGCUAUCGUGCCAGACGAGUAUCUGCCUCCGAACAAGAUUCUCUUCGUACGGGAUCUGCCAGACAGCUACGAUGCGGAUGGUUUGUCGAGGAUAUUCAGCAGAUUCGAAGGAUUCAAGGAAGUCAGAAUGGUCCCUGGGCGAAAAGGCAUUGCUUUCGUGGAAUACGAAGCAGAAGCUGGUGCGAUUAGUGCAAAGGAGGCCACAGCGGGGAUGCAGUUGGGUGAUGAGGGCAAGGGCAUCAGAGUCACCUACCAACGAGCUUGA